This is a messenger RNA of Daucus carota subsp. sativus, 1356 nucleotides long. Its product is annotated as mitogen-activated protein kinase kinase SIPKK. Lineage: Eukaryota; Viridiplantae; Streptophyta; Magnoliopsida; Apiales; Apiaceae. The transcript has 8 exons. Bases 84 to 1148 code for a protein of 354 amino acids. Gene Ontology annotation, biological process: protein phosphorylation; MAPK cascade. Gene Ontology annotation, molecular function: MAP kinase kinase activity; ATP binding. The record is from RefSeq and is a predicted model, not a curated record.
CUGAAAAGAUUGUGAAGUGCUAUUCAAUUUUAGUAACAGCUGCAGUAUAUACACACAGCACAGCUGAGCAAACAAAUCAAAGCAUGAAGAAAGGAAACUUAGGCCCUAGCCUCAAGCUCUCUCUCCCUCCUCCUGAUGAAGACUCUCUUACUAAAUUCCUGACACAAUCAGGAACGUUUAUGGAUGGAGAUCUACUAGUGAACAGAGACGGCGUUCGAAUUGUCUCCCAGACUGAUGUUCAGGCUGCACCUCCUAUACAGGCAACUGAUAAUCAGUUAAGCUUGGCUGAUUUUGAUGCUAUUAAGGUUGUAGGCAAGGGAAGCGGGGGAAUAGUGCGACUGGUGCAACAUAAAUGGACUGGACAAUUUUUUGCCUUGAAGGUCAUUCAAAUGAAUAUUCAGGAGUCUGCUCGUAAGCAGAUUGCACAAGAGCUGAAAAUUAAUCAGUCAUCACAAUGCCUCAAUGUUGUUGUAUGUUAUCAGUCUUUCUAUGAUAAUGGUGCCAUAUCUAUAAUUUUGGAGUACAUGGACGGAGGAUCUCUAGCUGAUUUUCUAAAAAUUGUCAAAAACAUUCCAGAGCCAUAUCUUGCUGCCAUCUUCAAACAGGUGCUGAAGGGUAUGUGGUAUCUUCAUCAUGAAAAACAUAUAAUUCACAGGGACUUGAAACCUUCAAAUUUGCUAAUAAAUCAUAGAGGGGAAGUGAAGAUCACAGACUUUGGAGUGAGUGCGAUUCUGGCAAGCACUUCUGGACAGGCGAACACUUUUGUUGGCACGUAUAACUAUAUGUCUCCAGAGAGAAUCAGUGGUGGUCAGCAUGGGUACAGCAGUGAUAUUUGGAGCUUGGGGUUAGUUUUGCUUGAAUGUGCUACAGGAUAUUUUCCUUAUUCCCCACCAGAGCUAGAUGAAGGAUGGAGUAAUGUUUUUGAGCUUAUGGAUACAAUUGUUAAUCAAUCACCACCUUGUGCACCUCCAGAUGAAUUUUCUCCAGAGUUCUGCUCUUUUGUUUCUGCAUGUUUACAAAAGGAUCCCAGGAAAAGACCGUCUGCUAAUGAACUCCUGAAACAUCCUUUCAUCAAUAUGUAUGAACAUCUCAACAUUGAUCUUGCUGGCUAUUUCACUGAGGCUGGAUCCCCGCUUGCAACAUUGUAAAGAACAAGUCUGAUAUCCUUAGAGCCAUGGUUUGCUCCUCUAUUGUAUGACUAUUAUAUGAUGGUGAAAUGAUAUGGUUUUCCCUCGAGCUUUUAAGACAAUAUCUGUAGCUUAAAUUUUUUUACAUAUAUUAGUGCAGCGUAAUAGUGUUUGGGUGUUGACAUUAUCAAACAAUUGUUGAGCUAUUUAUCCUAUUAUUAUUCAACUA